AUGGCGGAGGAGGACGAGGCGCUGCUGGAGCACGUGCGCACGCACGGGCCGUGCGACUGGAGCUCCAUUCGAUCCAAAGGCAUCCUGCCGCGCACCGGCAAGUCCUGCCGCCUCCGCUGGGUCAACAAGCUCCGGCCGAACCUCAAGUCUGGAUGCAAGUUUUCUGCGGAGGAAGAGCGAGUGGUGAUCGAGCUGCAGGCGCAGUUCGGGAAUAAGUGGGCGAGGAUCGCCACCUACCUGCCGGGCAGGACGGACAACGACGUCAAGAACUUCUGGAGCACUAGACAGAAGCGGCUCGCCAGGCUCCUGCGCGCGCCCCUCCGCGGUCGAUCCAGCAGGAGCAGCAACGCCAAAGCGCCCGCGUCCUCUUUGGAUCCCUCCGUGACGGAAAAUCUGCAGUGUCAUCAGGGCUCUUGCCAUGAUCAUGUCUCAUUCCUGGGCACCUCUUCCAGUGGCCAUUGCUGGGCGUCUGCACCGCUCAUGGAAUACCAAGUCGCCGCAGGGAUCCCACAUGACCAGGAAAGCUCUGCAUUCUUCAGCUUCGAGGGUCCAUUGCCGCUUCAGGCGGUACCACAGCUACCUCUUUCUGACGGCGAGGCGAGCUCAUCGAAUGCAGCCCUGUUUGCGCCAGAGCUGCCGUUUGAUCAGCCCCCGUACCAUCUGCUCGACUUCCCAGGCUUGUCGGAGAGAUGCAACAUCGGCCCUGGGUUCGUCGGAGCAAGCGCUAUGGAUGAUCUCGCGUACCAGGAGCUGCUCCCAAUUGUGCAGCCGGCUCCGACUCCGAUGAUGCUGCCGUUCUUCGGGAUGGAGUGUGGGCGCGAUGCUGUCAAGAUUGAGACUCGGGAUGACUUCUUCGACGACCUCCCGCCGGACAUGUUCGACUCUCUUGAUCAGCCGCCACCGCCAUUGUCGCCGUCGGCGACGAACUAGAUCUGAACUGUGAGGUUGACUGUUGGAUGCACGACUGCCGUGAUUCUUCUGGUUCUAAUUUGCCUUUCUGUUCUGGUAUAGCUGACUAGUAUUUAGCUGUUGCUGAAAAUUGUAGCUUAGCCUAAGUCGCAGCAAACUUACUGAACCCUGCAGUGCUUAAGAUUUUAGAUCUUGUGCUAAAAGAGUUGCCAAGUGGAUGCAAUCAAUAUGGUGUAUUAGUGUACAAAUGUGUUUAUAAAUCUACAAGUCUGCGAAAAUGUGAUGCAGAUCAUGAUCUA
This is a messenger RNA of Brachypodium distachyon (stiff brome), 1208 nucleotides long. Its product is annotated as probable transcription factor MYB58. Lineage: Eukaryota; Viridiplantae; Streptophyta; Magnoliopsida; Poales; Poaceae. Bases 1 to 930 code for a protein of 309 amino acids. The record is from RefSeq and is a predicted model, not a curated record. The transcript is spliced from 3 exons.